Messenger RNA from Scophthalmus maximus (turbot), 2223 nucleotides. RefSeq names its product DEAD (Asp-Glu-Ala-Asp) box polypeptide 39Ab (gene ddx39ab). Lineage: Eukaryota; Metazoa; Chordata; Actinopteri; Pleuronectiformes; Scophthalmidae. The coding region runs from base 160 to 1443 and encodes 427 amino acids. Gene Ontology annotation, biological process: mRNA export from nucleus; mRNA splicing, via spliceosome. Gene Ontology annotation, molecular function: RNA helicase activity; RNA binding; ATP binding. The transcript has 10 exons. The record is from RefSeq and is a predicted model, not a curated record.
AUCCCCGAAUGCGUUUGCAAGUGGUCAUCCGACUCCACCAAUGAUGUUGACGCUCUUCGCCGGAGGCGGGACUUCCGGCUGCCCGUAUAAACGAACUGAGGCCUCCCCAUGCGGUUUUGAUCUGAAGGUGGACUUGCAGCUAACGCAGUAAAAGACAUAAUGGCAGAGAACGACGUUGACAACGAGCUGCUCGACUACGAGGAGGACGAGGAGCCACAAGGGGCCCCCGAGAGCGCAGCGCCCGCCGGCAAGAAGGAGGUGAAGGGCUCCUACGUCUCCAUCCACAGCUCCGGCUUCAGGGAUUUCCUGCUCAAACCAGAGCUGCUCCGCGCCAUCAUCGACUGUGGUUUUGAGCAUCCGUCUGAAGUGCAGCACGAAUGCAUCCCACAAGCCAUCCUGGGCAUGGACAUCCUGUGCCAAGCCAAGUCUGGUAUGGGCAAGACGGCCGUGUUUGUGCUGGCCACGCUGCAACAGAUUGAACCCGUUGAUGGGCAGGUGUCUGUAUUAGUCAUGUGCCACACCCGAGAGUUGGCCUUCCAGAUCAGCAAAGAGUAUGAGCGUUUCUCCAAGUACAUGCCCACGGUAAAGGCGGCUGUGUUUUUUGGCGGCCUGGCCAUGAAGAAGGAUGAGGACGUGCUGAAGAAGAACUGCCCUCACAUUGUUGUUGGAACACCGGGCCGCAUCCUCGCUCUCAUCCGCGCAAAGAGCCUCAGUCUGAAAAACGUGAAGCAUUUCGUCCUUGAUGAGUGUGACAAAAUGCUGGAGCAGUUAGACAUGAGGCGCGACGUACAGGAAAUCUUCAAGAUUACACCCCACGAGAAGCAGGUCAUGAUGUUCAGCGCCACCCUGAGCAAGGAUAUCCGACCAGUAUGCCGCAAGUUCAUGCAGGACCCCAUGGAAGUUUUUGUGGACGAUGAGACCAAACUUACACUCCAUGGCCUGCAACAGUACUACUGCAAGCUGAAGGACAGUGAGAAGAAUCGCAAGCUCUUUGACCUCCUUGACGUGUUGGAGUUCAACCAGGUGGUGAUCUUUGUCAAGUCAGUGCAGCGGUGCAUCGCGCUCUCCCAGCUCCUGGUGGAACAAAAUUUCCCUGCCAUUGCCAUCCACAGGGGAAUGGCUCAGGAGGAGAGGCUGUCUCGCUAUCAGCAGUUCAAGGACUUCCAGAGGCGGAUCUUGGUGGCAACUAAUCUGUUUGGCCGAGGGAUGGACAUCGAGCGGGUCAAUAUCGUCUUCAACUACGACAUGCCGGAGGAUUCUGACACCUAUUUGCACAGGGUUGCCCGUGCUGGUAGGUUUGGAACCAAAGGCCUGGCUAUAACCUUUGUGUCUGACGAGACCGAUGCCAAGACUCUGAACGACGUGCAGGACCGCUUUGAGGUCAACGUGGCAGAGCUGCCAGACGAGAUCGACAUCUCCUCUUACAUCGAGCAGUCCAGAUGAGUCCCCCAGCCGAGCAGACGUCGUCUCUUCGUGGAUCUUUGAGUCUUGUAUUUGGAAUUAGACAUACUUCACUGUUGAUUUGAAAGCUCUGUAGGUUCCCUGUGUUCACCAAACAUUUAUUUUUAUUGUCAAUUUUGGGAAAGGGGGUGGGGGGGGAUGUGUGUGGGCAAUUUUUAAUUUGUCUUUUAUUGUUUGUUUUAUGCUCAAUGGAAUUAAAACUUUUUAUAAAAUGCCAUUUUUACUAUUGUGGUCUCUUUUGAGGCUAUUCUUGUCUCUACCACAUUUUCAUUGAUCUCAGUCCUGAGCAGAAAUAAGUCCAGAGAGGCAUUUCUCAAAACAAAAUGGAUUUUUAGCCCCUUUUUUAAUGUUAAAACUAGUUGUUUAGGUGUCUCUUUCCCUCCCUCCCUAUUGCAACAAAGUUGAGCUUUAGAAAGCAAACCUGUAAUCAUGUAGUGACAAAUGAUGACGACACGAUUUUGGCUCAUAUGGCAGCUCUGUUUUGAUUUCCAAUUGAAUGCCCCCAAUAAAGUCAGUUUCAAUACAAGCAUGUCAUUAGCACACUGUAUAAUCAAAUAAUCAUUUAUGUAUCUGUUGUUAUUUUGUUUUUAGGUAUUAAAAAACACUUCACACACAACUACAAUGACAAAAUGUCAUUAAUUGUAUGUAUUCUUGUAAAAGCAGAAAUCAAUGUCACUAAAAGCUAGAGCCCGGCCAACAAUUUGAGCCUUUAAAUAUGCAUUUAUGUUUACAUCUUAUGUAAAAUAAAUGUUAUAUGUUCUA